AUUUUUUAAGAUUUCAUAUUUUUAACAUGGUUAUUAUGUACUGCUAAUUUAAUUUAAAUAUGAAUGUUGGAAAAUUCAUUAAAUAUUUAGUGCCGUUUUAUUUAUUGACAAGGAUGUAAGCGCUUGUAUACCUUUGAUGACCUAAUUUGAAGACAUAUGUACAGGUAGGAGCCAUAGUUGGAAUUUCGAGACCUCACCUGUGUCCCCUAAUUACAGGUGAAACAUAGACUCGACCAGCAUUUUCGAACGUGAAAACAACAAUUCAAAAUGGCGAACAGCGUAAAAUACCAGAUAAAUCCAGGGAUGCGCCUUUUUUGGUGCAGUCUGAUUGCGACGAUCAGUGCUUUCUUCUUCAUGUUCCUCGCGUUUUGCAGUCCGUUUUGGUACCAGUCCUGGCGUAGAGUUCACAGUCCUCUGGCUAACGUUGGUCUCUGGCAUAUUUGCCUGUCCGGAUACGUAAAGCCGAAAGAUCCUUCACUUCAGAGCUAUGUGGGAUGCUGGUGGAUUCACUCAACGUUCUUCAAGGAUGUCGACAACUUUAUCAUGCCACCAUGGUUCCGUGCCUGCCAGGCUCUGGUGUGUUUUGAGUUCCUUUGUUUCCUUGCCUCGCUGUUCCUAUGUGUGUGCUAUCUGGUCGGCAAGUGGCGUAAUGCCAUCUACAAGGAUAGAGAGCGAGACCAGGGACGACUGGUCAUGAUGCACAUCAUCAAUGCUGUUCUUCUGUUUGCUGGUUCUUUCCUUGUAUUCAUUGUGUCCUUGGUGUUUGCGGAGAUGGCGCGUCAGGAAGACUACUUCCCACGUCCCUGGAUGAACUACCUGUCCUGGUCGUAUGGUAGCAACGUGCUAGCUGGGUUCUUCAGCGCCUUUGGGGGCAUCUGCCUUUUCAUCCGAGCCAUGAUCAUCAAGGAGAAACUUUUCAAUGAGGACGAUGUUGAUUAUCAGAAGCGGGAGCUUGGAACUGAAAGCGAGUCUGGGCACACUGGCAUGAUGUCAGUGAAAAGCAAGGGGGAGUCUGAGGUGUAAAAGAAGGCAGUUUUGUUGUUUAAUUAUUUUUGUCGCGCAAUUUGAUACAUUAUUGCUAGGCCUUUUCCUGGACAUUCUUGGAAAAAUGCAGUUUCAGAAUUGGAUUUUGUGUGCGUACAAAAUAAACUGAAUGAGGAAAUACUAAUAUUACAUAACUCUUUAUAAUACUAAUAGUUCAAAUUAUAAGCACUAAGACAUAACAAUUAAAUCUAUAUACUUUGUUAGAUGUACUUAAAAUAAAAUUGAGAUAUAAUAAUCAUUAGUAAUAAUCAUGAGACACUUACUAUGUGAAGUUUAAAAAGAAAAUACAAAUUGGGAAUAUAUUUUUUAAUUGGGAUUUGUUUAAGCAUUAAGCUUUGGUAAUGGGUCCAUUAAUGGACCGGUAGAUAUGCCUGGAAAAGGCCUGGAAGAUUGUUUCGUUGGUUGAUAUUUUUGUCGGACCAUUGAUACAUUAUUUUUGCAGUACAUAUAUUUACCAUGAAAUAGUUAGUUAUUGUGUGUAUAUAUUUCUGUAUAUAGAUGAUGAAACUCAAAAUCUCUCUUUUUAUACACAGUAUAUAUAUUUCUUUAUCAUUUUGCAUAUAAUGAAACACUGUUUAUUAAGUUUUCAAUAUCUGAAAGCUUUUUUAAUACUAUGAACUUGAUUUCUCCAAAAGAUAUUGUAUUUAACCAUUUUGCAAUUAUCAUACCUGGAACAAUUGCACUGUAACGUGAAAAGAACAACCGUGGAACUGAGCAUGCUGUUUAAGUAAUUUGCAGUAUACUGACUUAAAAUUGUGCCAAUUAAUUCAAACAAUUUGUUUAAUAUCUCAAGCUGAUUGUAUUAAAGUAAAAACUUAGCUUCACAAUGUUUACAUAUCUUAAUAAUAAUAUAGGCAAACAUAAGAAUUAAGAAUAUAAACAAAAAACACUUUCAAACACAGUAUGGAGUUAAGAUUUGUUAAAAUUUAUUUUCACUGGUCCGCAGUGUUGAAAUAAGGUUAAUCUGUACAAAGUUUUAUUUUAACAUUAAGUGUUUAAACAUGGACUAAGAUGUCUUCGGACUGAAGAUAUAUUGUAGUAUUUGCUAAUUAAUUGAAGUGGUACAAUUCCGAAUAAUGUCCAGCUUAAUAAAUUAGAACAGAACAAUUACUUAGUUUAAAAAUGUAUUCAAUGAUGAAAACAAGUUAUUGUAAACUGUUCAGAUACUUUGACUUGUUUAUCACAAUUCAAUGCAAUAAAAUUUCUCUUAAAAAUGAUCAUGAUCAAAAUUGUAUAAUGGUCAUAUACCAUUGACAAAUAAUGCUUUUGUUUUUACUACUACCUACGAAAUACUAACAUAAAAUAUAACUGUUUGAUAAGGUAAUAAUAUACAAUGUAAAUGUGAGAUACAUGUAAUCUUUUGUGUAAAUGAUGACAUGUAUAAUAUGCAUUUUUAAGCUUCAGUUAUAACUUUUCAUCAUAAUUGUCGUUGUUGACAUCGUCAUCUUCAUCACGAUUGCAUCCACAACCACCACCAACUUCAUCAGCAGGUUUUUUGUUCAUUAUAAACGGUAGGUUACUUCUUGUUUAUUAACGCUUGUAUCAAAAUCAUAUAUUUUUCCUUUAUUAAAUGUCUAAUUCUUGUACACUUAAAUCAUCAUAUGUGAUCAUUAUUACAUUAAAAUCAUGCCACAUUUUUGUAAAUAUGUCUUUACUAAUAUACCUGUAUGUACAAACAUCUACAUGAAAAAUAAAUUGAAAUAUAUUCA
Dreissena polymorpha is the source of this 2753-nucleotide messenger RNA. RefSeq lists its product as uncharacterized. The transcript has 4 exons. NCBI's taxonomy places the organism in Eukaryota, Metazoa, Mollusca, Bivalvia, Myida, Dreissenidae. Gene Ontology annotation, cellular component: membrane. Bases 268 to 1023 code for a protein of 251 amino acids. The record is from RefSeq and is a predicted model, not a curated record.